AUGGACGAUUUUAUUGACCUGAGCGACGACCAAUGGGAGCGUCUCGAGCGCGGCGAGAACAUCUCUUCUCCAAUCCGCGGCGCCGGCUGCGCCUUUGAUCGCGCCGGGAAUCCCGCCGGGAAUUCCGCCGGUACUCCCGCCGCUGAUCCCGCCGUAAAUUCCGCCGGCGAUUGCGGCCGGCCGAUGGACCCGCGUUUGGCGCUAGAGCUAGAGGAUGAGCGGGAAGACGUCGAAGCGCGUUUGCAGAAAAUACAGGAGGAAGUCGAGUCGCUGCUGGAGGAGCAGGAGCAGCUAAUCAAGAGACGCGAGGAGAUUAACUCUCGGCUAGAGGCGUCGGCUGCGGCUGCAGCCGCGUGGGCUGCUGCUAAUAACGCGAAUACAAGUAACGGAGUUGUCAGUGAGAGCAAAAAUGCUUCUAAUAGGAACGCUGGUGGUAGUGGUGAUGGCGGUGGUGCAAAAUCUGAGCAAGGGGUAGCUGUGGGUGCGGGGGGGUCGAGAGGAGUAGGAGGAACAGGGGGAACAGGGGGAGCAGGAGGAGGAGCAGCAGGUGCAGCAGGGUUGGGAUCGGUGGCGAGGUGGCAAGCUCCCUUUGAGUGGGACGCCCAGGUGGCUGGGAUUGGGCGCGAUGUGUUUGGGAUCGGACGGUUCCGAUCGCAGCAGAGGGAGAUUAUCAAUGCAGUGUUGUGCAAGAGAGACGUAUUCGUGAUCAUGCCAGCAGGCGGAGGAAAGAGCCUCUGCUACCAGCUGCCAGCACUGCUCUCUCCAGGCAUCUCCCUGGUCGUCAGCCCUCUUCUGUCCCUCAUUCACGACCAGGUCAUGUGUCUCUCAGGCUUUGGCGUGCCAGCAGCCAUGCUCACAUCUACAACAUCUAAGGAGGAGGAAAAGUCGAUUUAUAACACUUUGGAACAUGGAGGGGAAGGGGGGCUCACUAGUGCAGCCAGUGGGGCCAUGGCUUGCGUCCUGACCAUGCGCAUCCCUAGGCAAGCGCACUGCUGCAGCCAGUGGGGGCAUGGCUUCCGGCCUGACUAUGCCCCUCCCACCCAUUCACUUACCCCCACACCCCUGUUCAACCCCUCCUUCCUCCUCCCCCUUCAGCAAGCGCACUGCUGCAGCCAGUGGGGGCAUGGCUUCCGGCCUGACUAUGCCCCUCCCACCCAUUCACUUACCCCCACACCCCUCUUCAACCCCUCCUUCCUCCUCCCCCUUCAGCAAGCGCACUGCUGCAGCCAGUGGGGGCAUGGCUUCCGGCCUGACUAUGCCCCUCCCACCCAUUCACUUACCCCCACACCCCUGUUCAACCCCUCCUUCCUCCUCCCCCUUCAGCAAGCGCACUGCUGCAGCCAGUGGGGGCAUGGCUUCCGGCCUGACUAUGCCCCUCCCACCCAUUCACUUACCCCACACCCCUCUUCAACCCCUCCUUCCUCCUCCCCCUUCAGCAAGCGCACUGCUGCAGCCAGUGGGGGCAUGGCUUCCGGCCUGACUAUGCCCCUCCCACCCAUUCACUUACCCCCACACCCCUGUUCAACCCCUCCUUCCUCCUCCCCCUUCAGCAAGCGCACUGCUGCAGCCAGUGGGGGCAUGGCUUCCGGCCUGACUAUGCCCCUCCCACCCAUUCACUUACCCCCACACCCCUGUUCAACCCCUCCUUCCUCCUCCCCCUUCAGCAAGCGCACUGCUGCAGCCAGUGGGGGCAUGGCUUCCGGCCUGACUAUGCCCCUCCCACCCAUUCACUUACCCCCACACCCCUGUUCAACCCCUCCUUCCUCCUCCCCCUUCAGCAAGCGCACUGCUGCAGCCAGUGGGGGCAUGGCUUCCGGCCUGACUAUGCCCCUCCCACCCAUUCACUUACCCCCACACCCCUGUUCAACCCCUCCUUCCUCCUCCCCCUUCAGCAAGCGCACUGCUGCAGCCAGUGGGGGCAUGGCUUCUGGCCUGACUAUGCCCCUCCCACCCAUUCACUUACCCCCACACCCCUGUUCAACCCCUCCUUCCUCCUCCCCCUUCAGCAAGCGCACUGCUGCAGCCAGUGGGGGCAUGGCUUCCGGCCUGACUAUGCCCCUCCCACCCAUUCACUUACCCCCACACCCCUCUUCAACCCCUCCUUCCUCCUCCCCCUUCAGCAAGCGCACUGCUGCAGCCAGUGGGGGCAUGGCUUCCGGCCUGACUAUGCCCCUCCCACCCAUUCACUUACCCCCACACCCCUGUUCAACCCCUCCUUCCUCCUCCCCCUUCAGCAAGCGCACUGCUGCAGCCAGUGGGGGCAUGGCUUCCGGCCUGACUAUGCCCCUCCCACCCAUUCACUUACCCCCACACCCCUGUUCAACCCCUCCUUCCUCCUCCCCCUUCAGGAAGCGCACUGCUGCAGCCAGUGGGGGCAUGGCUUCCGGCCUGACUAUGCCCCUCCCACCCAUUCACUUACCCCCACACCCCUGUUCAACCCCUCCUUCCUCCUCCCCCUUCAGCAAGCGCACUGCUGCAGCCAGUGGGGGCAUGGCUUCCGGCCUGACUAUGCCCCUCCCACCCAUUCACUUACCCCCACACCCCUCUUCAACCCCUCCUUCCUCCUCCCCCUUCAGCAAGCGCACUGCUGCAGCCAGUGGGGGCAUGGCUUCCGGCCUGACUAUGCCCCUCCCACCCAUUCACUUACCCCCACACCCCUGUUCAACCCCUCCUUCCUCCUCCCCCUUCAGCAAGCGCACUGCUGCAGCCAGUGGGGGCAUGGCUUCCGGCCUGACUAUGCCCCUCCCACCCAUUCACUUACCCCCACACCCCUCUUCAACCCCUCCUUCCUCCUCCCCCUUCAGCAAGCGCACUGCUGCAGCCAGUGGGGGCAUGGCUUCCGGCCUGACUAUGCCCCUCCCACCCAUUCACUUACCCCCACACCCCUGUUCAACCCCUCCUUCCUCCUCCCCCUUCAGCAAGCGCACUGCUGCAGCCAGUGGGGGCAUGGCUUCCGGCCUGACUAUGCCCCUCCCACCCAUUCACUUACCCCCACACCCCUCUUCAACCCCUCCUUCCUCCUCCCCCUUCAGCAAGCGCACUGCUGCAGCCAGUGGGGGCAUGGCUUCCGGCCUGACUAUGCCCCUCCCACCCAUUCACUUACCCCCACACCCCUGUUCAACCCCUCCUUCCUCCUCCCCCUUCAGCAAGCGCACUGCUGCAGCCAGUGGGGGCAUGGCUUCCGGCCUGACUAUGCCCCUCCCACCCAUUCACUUACCCCCACACCCCUGUUCAACCCCUCCUUCCUCCUCCCCCUUCAGCAAGCGCACUGCUGCAGCCAGUGGGGGCAUGGCUUCCGGCCUGACUAUGCCCCUCCCACCCAUUCACUUACCCCCACACCCCUGUUCAACCCCUCCUUCCUCCUCCCCCUUCAGCAAGCGCACUGCUGCAGCCAGUGGGGGCAUGGCUUCCGGCCUGACUAUGCCCCUCCCACCCAUUCACUUACCCCCACACCCCUGUUCAACCCCUCCUUCCUCCUCCCCCUUCAGCAAGCGCACUGCUGCAGCCAGUGGGGGCAUGGCUUCCGGCCUGACUAUGCCCCUUCCACCCAUUCACUUACCCCCACACCCCUGUUCAACCCCUCCUUCCUCCUCCCCCUUCAGCAAGCGCACUGCUGCAGCCAGUGGGGGCAUGGCUUCCGGCCUGACUAUGCCCCUCCCACCCAUUCACUUACCCCCACACCCCUCUUCAACCCCUCCUUCCUCCUCCCCCUUCAGCAAGCGCACUGCUGCAGCCAUUCUGAAAAAGCAGUUUCCCAAGACGCCCAUGCUCGCCCUCACAGCAACAGCGACGGAGCGUGUGAGGGAUGAUGUGAGGGACAUGCUGCAAAUGCGUCGAUGCGAGCUGUUUGUCUCCUCUGUCAACCGGCCAAACCUCUUCUAUGAGCUGUUUGUCUCCUCUGUCAAUCGGCCUAAUCUCUUUUACGAGGUGAGAAUAAUGGAGGUGACUGUAUUGCAGAUGACUGUAUUCGAGAUGACUGCAUCAAAGGUGAUUGUGCGGGAGAAACCGGCUGGUGCAGCAGCUGCCGUGGAGUCAAUUGCGUCAUUCAUUCUGCAGCACUACACACCUUCUGGCUUGAUUCAAUCCAUACAUCCCCUCUCUGCCCCUCUCAGGUGCGGGAGAAACCGGCUGGUGCAGCAGCUGCCGUGGAGUCAAUUGCGUCAUUCAUUCUGCAGCACUACACACCUUCUGGCUUGA
This is a messenger RNA of Closterium sp. Yama58-4, 4197 nucleotides long. NCBI's taxonomy places the organism in Eukaryota, Viridiplantae, Streptophyta, Zygnematophyceae, Desmidiales, Closteriaceae. The record is from the annotation of a GenBank genome assembly.